CGAAAGCAGCAGUGUCACUCUAACCGUCAAGCAUCGUUCAAAAUGGCUCAGCGUGUCACCCUCCGCAAGCGCACGCCCUACAACACCACCUCGGCCCGCAGGCGUGUCGUCAAGACCCCCGGCGGCAAGCUUGUUGUCCACCACCUCAAGAAGCUUGCUUCGGCCCCCAAGUGCGGUGACUGCGGCGACGCCCUCGCCGGUGUCCCCGCCCUCCGCCCCCGCCAGUACGCUACCAUCUCGAAGCGCCAGAAGUCGGUCUCGCGCGCCUACGGCGGCUCGGUCUGCGCCACCUGCGUCAAGCAGCGCAUCACGCGCGCCUUCCUCAUCGAGGAGGCCACCAUCGUCAAGCGCGUCCUCAAGGCCAAGGCCGCCGCCUCGAAGAAGUAGAUUGCGCCACCGCGCACUUAGUCGGGGGUUCGGUUGGCAUCGGGCGAUGUAUUGAUUUCAUCACGCAA
Messenger RNA from Vanrija pseudolonga, 455 nucleotides. RefSeq names its product 60S ribosomal protein L34-B (gene RPL34B). Lineage: Eukaryota; Fungi; Basidiomycota; Tremellomycetes; Trichosporonales; Trichosporonaceae. Gene Ontology annotation, molecular function: structural constituent of ribosome. Gene Ontology annotation, cellular component: ribosome. The record is from RefSeq and is a predicted model, not a curated record. The coding region runs from base 43 to 387 and encodes 114 amino acids. The transcript is spliced from 3 exons. Gene Ontology annotation, biological process: translation.